Molecule: messenger RNA, 336 nt
Organism: Adineta ricciae
Lineage: Eukaryota; Metazoa; Rotifera; Eurotatoria; Adinetida; Adinetidae
Source: the annotation of a GenBank genome assembly
AUGACGUCGACUGACGCUGAACAAUCAACGAAAAGUGUACCGAUUUACAAUGCAAAAUCAUCUUAUGAACAUUCACAUUCGUGUAAUGAUGCAUCGCAUCAUCAUUAUCCAUCGUUUUACGAUUUCAAAAACGACGCAUUGGCAGCAGCAGCUGCGAAAACCGAAAUAUCAAUGAAACGGAAAGCGAAAAAUAGUCAAAAACAAGAUGUAACACGCGCAGAAUUGAUUCCUGGCCAUCGAGGUAACAGCACCGUCGAUGAUUUAGUGAAAUUUAUCAAUGGACCAUCACCAUCCACUACGAAAAAAUCCAAAAAGAAAUCUCCAACAAGCAGCUAA